AUGGCCCUUCCAGCCUCAGCUCCUUACCUCUCUCGUUCGGGAAGCCCCCGCCUCUCCCGCUCCUUUCGCCAUCAUGGCCACUCCCUCCGCAACUCCCGCCGUCCGCUCCUUCCCUCCGCCGACGCGUUUCUCCUCCUCCCCCUUGUCGCGCUUCUCCUCUCCCCCGCGCCAUCGUUCUACCCCGCGCCGUCCUCCCCCGCGCCAUCAUCAUUCCGCGCGCCGUUUUCCGGCGCGCCUUCGCACUUCUUCCGCGCGCCGUUGCUCUUCCUCGGAGGCGUGGCAUCCGCGCGCGCUGCGCCCAUGAGCGUGCUGGACGUGUUCCGCCCGUCGUGCCCGCUUCCGCACAUGAGCGGACCCUCCGGUGGUUGGAGCAAAUGGAGCGAUGUGACUGUAUGGGGGGCAGCUUUCAGGGGCAGCAGGGACCCUCCUGGGGUGCGGUCAAGAGCAGGAGGGAACGUGACAGUGCCGUGUGGCAUGGCUGUGCUGCUGGACGUGGCUAAUGUCACCCUCGACACGCUACACGUGCAUGGAUGGUUGAAGCUUUUGGACGAGAAGCCACGGCUGCCGCGCAUCGAGAUCCGUGCCAACUUCAUUAUAGUCACCGGGCGGCUGACCGUGGGGGAAAAGGACAAGCAGUUUGCCGCCCAGGCACUGUUCACGCUCACGCCCAACAGUGGGCGUCAGAGGAGGGAGUAUGCCUUCACGCUCUUCCCCCCGGCAGAACCCGCCUUUCCCAGGCCUCUGGGCCACAAGGUGUUUGCCGUGGUCGGAGGGCAGGUUGACUUGCACGGCCUCCCAGGCCCGCCGUCCAUGCCUGUGUGGGUGCGCUUGAAUAAGACGGCGAUCGCCGGCCAGAAGGACAUCGUGGUGGACGCUGAUGUCAGCACGUGGCCAGUGGGCGGCGAGAUUGCGAUUGCGUCUACGAGUGCCAAGAUGGAUGAAGCCGAGAAGGCAGUGAUUGCAGGAGUCACACCCCUCCCUCAGGGCUACCGCAUAUCGCUCACCACCCCCCUGAAAUACUCCCACGACGGCAAUCCCAAGGCCGUCCCGGACGGGUUCGGAGGGGCGGUGGAUGUGAGGGGGGAGGUGGGGCUGCUGCACCGGAACAUCGUGAUCUACGGGGUGCAUGAGACGGGGAAAUACGAGCUGGAAGAGGGGGUUCAGUUCGCCUACAUGGGGCAGCAGGGCGUGCUGGGGCGGUACCCUAUGCACUUCCACGUGACCCCUCAAUUCAUUGAAGGAGUUCAGUUCGCUUACAUGGGGCAGCAGGGCGUGCUGGGACGGUACCCGCUGCACUUCCACGUGUGUGGGGAGGCGAAUCAGAGCCAUGUCGUGCGGAAAAACGCGAUUGUAUACAGCAAGCAGCGCUGUGUGGUGAUUCACGCGACGAGCAACAUGACAAUCGAAGACACGGUGACGUACGAGAGCAAGGGGCACUGCUUUCUGGUGGAGGAGGGGUCGGAGAACAAUAAUGUGUUCAGGCGAAACCUGGGGAUCAGCGUGCGGAAAGUGAAGGUGGUCAUCCCCUCUAAAGAGUCGUACGAUAAGCACACAGACGACAAGCCGAGCACGUUCUGGAUGGCCAACCCCAACAACAACUACGUUGAUAAUGUGGCUGCCGGGUCGGAGGAUUCAGGGUACUGGACAGAGCUUAAAGAGGGGAUGAGGGGUCUAUCCCAGCUCCUACCUAACGCCCGCAACAUGCAUCCCAUAGAGACCAAGUUCGGCCUUUACUCGGGGAAUGUGGCGCAUUCAGCCAAGUUUGGGUUCCGCUCCUACCCCCAUGGCAUGUUCCCUUAUGCGCCUGGUGCCAGGGUGACCCUGUCUAAUUUCCUCAUCUACCGCAACGAAGUUGGCAUGUUUCUGCACAUCACGCGUCUCAUGACCAUCCAGUCCUCCCUCUUUAUCGACAAUGGUCUGUCCAUCCACGUCAAGACAGACACGGGGGUUGUUGUGGAUCAGUGCCGGUUCAUUGGCCGCACCCAGAGCUGCCCAGGCAUAACAGACACGGGCGUCGUUGUGGCUCAGUGCCGGUUUAUUGGGCACACCCAGAUCUGUGAGGUGAGCAGGGAGCAGAUCUGGGAGGUGAGCAGGGAGCAGAUCUGUGAGGUGAGCAGGGAGCAGAUCUGUGAGGUGAGCAGGGAGCAGAUCUGGGAGGUGAGCAGGGAGCAGAUCUGGGAGGUGAGCAGGGAGCAGAUCUGUGAGGUGAGCAGGGAGCAGAUCUGGGAGGUGAGCAGGGAGCAGAUCUGUGAGGUGAGCAGGGAGCAGAUCUGUGAACCCUGCUCACCUCACAGAUCUGGCUUUGAGGCGCCUCUGGGUAUAGUAAUAACACAAAUCUCGCCUCGAGACCUGCUGGAGCCAAAUAAAAUCACCAACUCAUGGUUCGCGUCCUUUGGCACGUGUAGAGCAGCCAGCCCCGCUAUAAUGCUCACCACUAACCCGUAUGGUGGAUUCUGGACGCCCUCCACUGCUGUAGAGGGCCUUCGCUUUGCCAAUGACACCAACAGGCUCUGGGCCUCACCCAACCCGGCCUCUGGCUACAUUCGAUCCGGCGCUCAGCUCGCCAACUUCUAUGCCUUAUGGGACCUCGACGGGUCUCUGUUAGGAAACAGCACCACCAGCAGCAGCAGUAGCACCAGCGGUACCACCACUCCUUCUAGACCCGCUUCAACUGCCGCUGGUUUCGGCUUUGCAAUAGCUCCCUUCGAUCCCAUCCUCCCGCCUCCCUCCCUCCGCUCCUCCCCCUCCUUUGCCUGCUCCUACCAACCCUCCUGGUCCGCCCAUACCUGCACCGGACCUGCCGCCUGCUUCCGAUCCUUCGCUCUUUUCUACAACGAAUCAGUCACUAAAGAUCAGACAGCAAAACUAGGAAAGGACAAGCGGCGCCCGUACAGCUAUGUUACGUUCACGCGGUUACAGGAUAACGCGACAUUCGUCUCGGUGGGAUCGGAUAACGAUUACGAUGACGAUUUUCCCCAGCGGUACGGCGCAUCUCGGCCGCUUCUGCGGCAGGUCACUGCGACGCUAUUGGCUGGAUUCUCGUACCGGGUGACGAUCCAACGGUCGGAAAUAGGCCCUGGAUUUUUCUACCCGUCGGCUGUGCAGUUGAUGAUGCUGGAUGUGGGGGGAUGCAUGGGAGGGCUGACUGUGCUAAUGGAUACUCCAUUAAAUUCGCAGGAUAAGCAAUGGAGCGUGGUUUCUAAUAACCCUGAAGCGCCUUGCCCUGGAACCCCAGUCAACUCGUCGAUAGCUUAUCGACGUUCCGCAUGCAUCAGCGGGAAGCCGAUGCUGGCCUUUGACAUCGGCAGCACAGCGAUUCGCUCUAUAGCGAGGAUAGAACUCACUAAGAGCACCAGCGGCAGCACUUGUACCACUGCCAGGUGCUUCAUGAGCCCAAGAAGAUUUGAAGGGUUAGAUUGA
Messenger RNA from Closterium sp. Yama58-4, 3420 nucleotides. Lineage: Eukaryota; Viridiplantae; Streptophyta; Zygnematophyceae; Desmidiales; Closteriaceae. The record is from the annotation of a GenBank genome assembly.